AUGGCUGUUCCUUUUAUUGGACGCCUCCAUCCUAUGGAGUACAUAGCUCUCAUAGGUUCCUUCUUCUUCGUGUUCCUCGAGGCCAUUAUUCGCAUCUGCACCCUAGCACUACCUUCAUUUCUCGUCGCCUAUCUAUACCGUGCGUCACGCCGACUCUUUCUUCGGUUUUCCUCCGCCGAGGACAAGCGCGUUCACCGCAAGACCAAAUGCAUCUCUGAUUCCGUUCGGGACGCCGCCGACUUUGUCGAGUUGUGUCGGUUCUGGGGCUACGAAGCGGAGGAGCACAUUGUGCAAACCAAGGAUGGCUAUCUGCUCGGCCUUCAUCGCCUUCAAUGGAGACGCGGUGAGGAAGGUCAACGGGUCAACUCGGGUCCCAACUCCACGAGGAAAAGAGUCAUCUACAUGCAUCACGGCUUGCUCAUGAACUCGGAAGUCUGGGUCUGCCAGACUGACGAGAAACGAUGCUUAGCCUUUGAGCUUGUUGAGCAGGGCUUCGAUGUUUGGUUUGGCAAUAAUCGCGGUAACAAGUACUCCAAAAAAUCAAUUCACAGCUCGCCCAACUCGACUCGCUUCUGGGACUUUUCCAUUGACGAAUUUGCCUUCCAUGAUAUUCCCGAUAGCAUUGAAUAUAUCCUGGAAAGCACACAGCAAAAGAGCCUUUCGUACAUUGGCUUUUCUCAGGGCACGGCCCAAGCCUUUGCUACGCUGGCCAUUCACCCAAAGCUCAACCAUCAAGUAAACGUCUUCAUCGCUCUCGCCCCAGCCAUGGCCCCUGCUGGCUUGUCCAACGGUAUCGUCGACUCCCUCAUGAAAGCCUCACCUUCAGCACUCUACCUCAUGUUUGGCCGUCGCUCCAUCUUGAGCUCUGCUACCACCUGGGAGUCAAUCAUGUAUCCGCCUCUCUUUGCUCGUUCCAUCGACAUGGGUCUAUCGUUCCUCUUCAACUGGAAGACUCUCAAUAUUUCCGCCAGCCAGAAGCUCGCCGCCUACCCUCACCUGUACUCCUUCACGAGCACCAAGUCUGUCGUCCACUGGUUCCAAAUAAUUCGCAAUAGUUCAUUCCAGCUCUACGACGACGAUGUACAUCAGCCCAUCAGUGUCACUUCUAAGCGCAAGUUCUCCAAGGUGGCCAAGUACCCGACUCGCAACAUCCACACGCCUGUCGUCCUCGUCUACGGCGGUAGUGACUCCCUCGUCGACAUCAACAGCAUGCUACGCGAGCUACCCCCUCAGACUGUCGCUACAGAGAUUCCUCACUACGAACAUCUCGAUUUCCUUUGGGCUCGCGAUGUCGACGUGCAGGUCUUCCCGCACGUGUUUGAUGCGCUCGACAGCUUCACCGACGCCGAGCACACUGUGGAGGAGUACGAUCGGUACCAUGUUGUUCGCUCCGAGAGCCUCAUGGGCUCUGGCCUCCUUGUCAACGCCACUAGCUCCACGGAUAGUGACACCUCCGCACUAGGCAGGAAGGUUCAUGACCACCUUCCCAUUCCACAGCCGCACAUUGCCCGCGAGCCGGCUGUCCGCUCCCGCGCCGCCACCGUCGGUAGCCCACCCACAGUCCACUUCAAUGACGGCAAGCUGGAGCCUACAACAUCCACCAAGAAGGCCGAGACAGACACCGCUGCGCCAUCUCCCAGCUCUGACAAGCUCCGCGGCGUCGGUGUCCGCCGCGAGCCUUCGCUCACGGGUCUCCACGUUUCCGUAAUGCGCGACGGUCGCGGGAUAAGUCCUGGCCAGGCCAACGCCGUCGGCGGCGUCGUGGCCGAUACGAGUGGCGUAGAGCGUGCCGAUGUGAUCUCUUCCUCGGGCGAGGAGAAGAGAACUGAGACGAAGACGCUGAAGAAGCGUCGCUAG
Akanthomyces muscarius is the source of this 1857-nucleotide messenger RNA. RefSeq lists its product as uncharacterized. The transcript has 5 exons. The record is from RefSeq and is a predicted model, not a curated record. Lineage: Eukaryota; Fungi; Ascomycota; Sordariomycetes; Hypocreales; Cordycipitaceae. Bases 1 to 1857 code for a protein of 618 amino acids.